AUGCGCUCGUCUCUCUGGAUCCCCUUGACGGGGCUAGCAGCAUUCGCUCAUGGAGCCAGCUUGAGUGACAUCUGCACCACCAGCUACGCCAAAACUGCCUUCCCAGCCACCGAUUACGUUCCCGGAAUCACCCUCGAUCCAUCCUCCAUCACCACCGCGCUCGUCACCAACAGCUCCGUAACGAGUGACUUCUUCCCCUCCUCCGUCAUUGAUUACUGCAACGUCACUUUCGCAUACUCGCACAAUGGCCGCGAUGACCAGGUCUAUCUUCAGAUAUGGUUGCCCGACCCGUCUGUCUUCCAGAACCGGUGGCUAUCUACUGGAGGCGGUGGUUACGCUAUCAACUCCGGAUCCAACUCCUUGCCUGGAGGCAUCAUCUACGGUGCGGCGUCUGGUCUCACGGACGGCGGCUUCGGAUCCUUCGAUACCCAAGCCGAUGCCGCCAUGCUGCUGGCCAACUACACCCUGGACUACGAGACCCUCUACAUGUUUGCAUACAAAGCACACUGGGAACUCACGAAGAUUGGCAAGGAGUUUACCCGAAAUGUCUAUAACCUGACCGAGAGCGAGAAGCUGUACGCGUACUAUCAGGGCUGCUCCGAAGGAGGUCGCGAAGGCUGGAGUCAGGUCCAGCGAUACGGAGACGAGUGGGAUGGAGCUGCCAUCGGCGCGCCAGCCUUCCGGUGGAGCUUCCAACAGACCCAACACUUGUGGAGCAACGUCGUCGAGCAGACCAUUGGCUACUACCCGCCACCCUGCGAGCUGGAGAAGAUCGUCAAUGCGACCAUUACCGCCUGCGACCCGCUCGACGGCAAGACCGACGGCGUCGUCUCACGCUCUGACCUAUGCGCCCUCAACUUCAACAUCAGCAGCCUGAUCGGCGAGCCGUACUCGUGCGCCGCCAGCGGUGGAGGCUCCUACUCGAGUGCCGUUCCCGCACAGAACGGCACUGUCUCCGCCCUGGGCGUCCAGGUCGCGCAGACGAUCCUCGACGGCGCGCACGACUCCGCCGGCAAGCGCGUGUACUUCUCCUACCAGCCGGCCGCCGCCUUCGACGACGCCGCGACGCAAUACAACUCGACGACCGGGCAAUGGGAGCUGGAAAUUGACCAGCUGGGUGGCGAGUACAUCGGCCUCCUGGUCUACGAGAACGGCACCACCCUCGACAGCCUCGCGGGCGUCACCUACGACACGCUCAAGUUCUGGAUGAUCUCCGGCCUCCAGGAAUACUUCAGCACGCUGCAGACCACCUGGCCCGACCUCACCCCCUUCCACUCCGCCGGCGGCAAGGUCAUCCAUUUCCAUGGCGAGGCCGACGCCUCCAUCCCCACGGCCUCGUCGGUCCGCUACUGGGAGUCCGUCCGCAGCGUCAUGUACCCCUCCCUUUCGUACAACGAGAGCACCGACGCCCUGAAGGAGUGGUACCGUCUCUUCUUGGUGCCUGGCGCAGCGCACUGCGCGACCAACGACGCCAUGCCCAACGGUCCCUUCCCGAACAAGAACCUGGAGAUUCUGAUCGACUGGGUGGAGAGUGGCAUCGUGCCGGUCACGCUGAACAGCACGGUGUUGCAGGGCGAGAACGAGGGCCAGGAGCAGCAGAUCUGCGCGUGGCCGCUGCGGCCGCUGUGGAACGGCGACGAGAUGGAGUGUGUUUACGAUCAAGCGUCGAUUGAUACUUGGCAUUACGAUUUGGAUGCCGUGCCGAUUCCGGUUUACUAG
Molecule: messenger RNA, 1719 nt
Organism: Aspergillus saccharolyticus JOP 1030-1
Lineage: Eukaryota; Fungi; Ascomycota; Eurotiomycetes; Eurotiales; Aspergillaceae
Product: putative tannase
Exons: 2
Coding region: 1-1719 (572 amino acids)
Source: RefSeq, a predicted model, not a curated record